AAAUAGCUCAGUGUAAAUGAUACUUUUAUGUUUUAAAUGGUUAACCUUGAUUGUUUGGUGUAAGAGGUGUAAGAUAAGAAAAGUAUAUAUAGAUAAAAAUAAAAAUUAUGUAAAAUUAUUAUAAAAAUAUAAAAUACACAGCAGCUAACCUCUAAAGAACCUUUUAAGUCCGCACCUUUGCUAUAUAUAUGUACAUACAAACAUAAUAUUUUUGCUGUCAUUACUAAUCUUGUGUUUGCAAGCAGUUUUUUUUAUUAAUUUCUUAAAUCAAAUUUAAUAACUUGGUCUACACUUUAAAUUAACUCCAAUAAAAACUUAAUUCGCAAGGAAGAACGUGUGAUCGCUUUUCAUUCAAAAGUGUGUUUGAUCAAUUGUUAUAAGGGAAUUUCUUGAUUGCAUUGAAAGCAAUACUUGACGGUUUAUUUAUAACUUCAUCUUAUUAAAAUGUGUUAAGAUAUAAAGACUGAAAUUUUUUUUUAAAUUUCAUGGAGCUAUUUGCCAUCGAAUUUAUUGCAUUUCGGUAUUCCGAAGUGCGGCAAUUGAAAACCCUUAUUGACAAUUGACAAACUGUGUAAUAUACAUAUGGCUAAAGGAAAAUUGCGAAACACAGAUGCUAGCAACAAUAAGAUAUCACCAUCGGCAAACGGUGGACUCAAGGGAUCAGAAAUGUAUACCACCGAAUUCGAAAUUAACGAAACUCCACCAACAGCUCGAACAUUACUUACAAAAGGUUUCAUCCAGGAUGAAAUCAAUGGAUUCUCAGGUGCAACUGUUUCGACGCGUGGUCGCUUCAUGACAGAAUCGGAGAAGCAACGAUGUACGAAUGAGAGGCCGCUUUACUUGUACAUACAGGGACACACUAAACGCAACAUUGACAUGGCUAUACAAAAAAUUAACGAAAUCAUCAAAACUGAACACAGAAGUUCCUUAAACAGACCGAGUAGAUUCACCAAUGCUCCUCCACCACUCAUGAGUUUACAUUCUGGAGUGCCUUCUGUCGAAAAAAUUUGCGUUGGAAUAGAAAAUGCUCCGGAAGGAUUUGGGUUACGGGGGCGUAUUAUUGGAGCUGGGGGAUCAAAUUUACUCUACAUUCGGGGCGAAACUGGAGCUACCGUCACUCUCAGAGGUCGAGGAUCGCAGUUUAUCGAUCCUGCUUUGGGAACAGAAUCACCGGAACCUCUGCAUCUCUACAUCGAACAUCCGAAUCCCCCUGUGCUGCAAAAUGCAAAGCAGUUGGCCAUUAACCUCAUACAAACGAUGCAGUCGGAACUGCAGUCCUACAUACAGCAACAGCCGCCUCCCGUGCAGUCUCAGCAGGUUAUUCCUCAGCCUCAAAUACAACAAAUUCAGCAAGCUCAAUUCCAAACCAUGAAUAUUGGGGCUGUGGGCCAACCCAAUGUCGUCACUAUUCAGCAUCAAGAUAUAAUCCAGCAUCCUCAGAACAGUGUGGUGACUCUGCCAGCCACUAUUCUCACGGCGACUGUGGCCGGCACUCCUGGGCCGGGAAUGCACUCGGGACCCAUGCAGCCCACUGACCACGCUCAGCACGAACUGCAGACGUUUGUCCCUCCGCCAUCGGUGAGCCAGGUGCAACUGAUAGGACCGCCCCCAACCAUAAGUCAAGUGCAGUACCAGAUCCAUCCGGGCCAACCUCUUCAGAUUCAGGGGCUGCCGCCCUGCUCCGAGAGCCCAGCGCAGCCCGUGACCCAAAUGUACGUCAUGAGCCAGCCCCCACCUCACCACAGUCCAAUCCACCAGGGCUUCGUUUCCGCGAGCAGUGGGCCGUCGGCCGCCGUCUCCUACGUCUACACGCAGCCCAGUCUGCAGAGGUCGUCGACUCCCUCGCGCGUCAUCGAGACUGUCAACCUGCAGCAACCGCCGCCGCCUCCGCCACCUCCUGCCAACCACCACCACCACCCUCCUCCUUCGCUGCUCCACCUGCACUUCCCACCGCCCUUCCCCCCGAACCAGCCGCCGCCUCCCAUUCCGCAGACCUACCAGAUCCAGUACCAGCAGGUGCCAGCCGUGUCUCAGGCGCAGACACAGUUCCUGCUGCAGACCGGCGGCGAGCCGGACCAGAACCACAUUCAGUUCGAGGGCCAGGAGGUCGCCUCGUCGUCCGCCCCGCAACCCGUGCCGCCUCCGAGGAUGGUCCCACCGCCGCCCGCCAACAUGCUGACGAGCGUGCCGCCUCCGACGCACGCGCCUCCUCCUCCUCAGGCGCCCUGGCUCUAUCAGGGCCAGCAGAUUCCGGUCGCUCCCUCGCAGCCCCAGCUCCAGAUGCAAAUUCCCGCGCCAAACUUACCUCCGCCAGAGGUUCAAGCGCAGAUGCACUACCACGCGCAGCAGGUGCAGUACCACAAUGGCCAGAUACAGACUCAAGUGCACUAUGCCCUGCAACCGCCGCAUCACAUGGACUCGAAACCCGAAUUGUCCGAUCAGCACAAACUGCAAGGAAUGAAGCGUAGAUUUUCAGACCUUGAAGGAGUCGAGGAGUCGCCGAUCCAUCCAGGCAUGCGACCUCCCUCGCAGCGUCACGGCAUGGGAGAAGAAGACCGCCAUCGGGCAGCACUUCGCGCUCCGGCUGCAGCUGCUCUGGGUCCUUCCUCCCACGAUCGAGUCAAGCCGCACAUGCCGCCCACACAUCCAGGUGAUAAGCGCAAUGGUGAUCAGUCCGUGGGUGCCAUUACUUCAGAAGGCCAAGAAAGUGUAUCGAAUCUAGAUCCUGGAAGUUCGUCGAGCCAUGGGCCCAUUUCUCUUCCGCUUCCCGUUCCUCAAGGCCCUUGGCCAGGGCACUUUGCCAGGAUACCUUACGCUCGGCCGCCGGCGCCUAGGGAGGAGCACCAUCCUCACUAUCGAGCUCCUCCGCCUGUAAAUCUUCCUCCUCCGAGGCUCAGAAUGAUUCGAGGUCCCAGCGAUGACAGUCAGGCCGUUUGUCAGAUUGGAAUCGGAGACCAACGCAUCGAGUACGAAGCGCUUCAAUCAUACUCGGGGAAGGCGCAUCCGAGCAAUCCACUUCCGCUGAUGCAUUCCAUAUGCGACCCGCCGCCGCCUCCUCCUCCGCCGCCCCCCGCAACGCCAUCGGCCCAGAUGCGCCCACAGCAUCACCUGAUGCAGAGCGCUCAUCACUUUCAGCAGCCGCCCGUCUCGCACGCAUUGCAACCUCCGGCGGGUUGUCCGCCCUGGAUGAACUGAACCAACUGAACAAAACUGAUACUUAUUCGACUAUCUACAUAAUUAUAAUAGUACCAAACCAUUGUCUUUUCUCACUGUUAUUGUGCAACUAGCUAAAGGUCAGAGCUGCGGGUAGAAAAUUGUCAAAUCUCUAAUCUCUCUUCACGUAUAAAUAGACUCAAUUGUCUUUGGAAAAUGCUCGCGCUGUUCUUCACCUAUAGUGUUUUUCUGAAAAUGCGAUUCUGUUGCUCCAACCAACAAAUUCAAUGUACAAUGUAAAUACUUGAAAUCUAUUUUUUGAGAAUUCUUACAUAGUUGGAAAUAGUUUAUUAUUAUUUACGGUUUCUUUGUAAUUUAAGAGUUCCCAAAACGUAAUUACUACUUAAUGCAUUUUUUAUGAUUGGAGAUGUGUAGUUUUGGGAUGUGUGUAUGCGCCGUGAAUGACAAUUGGAAAAUGUAGAUAUAUGCGUACAUUAUAAUGGUAAUAAUAAAUCUGUUGUCAUUUGUUAAA
This is a messenger RNA of Leptopilina heterotoma, 3685 nucleotides long. Its product is annotated as KH homology domain-containing protein 4-like. The transcript has 15 exons. Bases 583 to 3195 code for a protein of 870 amino acids. NCBI's taxonomy places the organism in Eukaryota, Metazoa, Arthropoda, Insecta, Hymenoptera, Figitidae. Gene Ontology annotation, molecular function: RNA binding. Gene Ontology annotation, cellular component: nucleus. The record is from RefSeq and is a predicted model, not a curated record.